CCCUCUCCCAAGGCUCCAGGUGAGACAUUAUUAAGCGCAGGAAAGGCGGGAGCCUGGGAAACUGUUGAAUUUCUGGGCUUCACUCGGUGAGGUACCGCGAAUGUCUGUUGCUCGCCGUCUUCUUUCCCUGAGGGAGAAGCGGGGCGGAUGACUCGUCAGAGGCUUGGCGAAGUGUGGCGGGCUGGGUGGACCUGCGAGCCGGAGGACGAGGCGAGGGCUGAGGGCAGCGUGUUCUGUUUUCCCCCUCCGGCUGACGCGAAGGCACAGAAGGUGGCGAGGCUGCCGCACGCGCCGGGAGAGCGUGCUCAGGUCCUCCCUCCCCACCUUCACACGGGGCGAGAUUAAAAUCCAGACGCGCACCCAACCUCGUCAGCCAGUCCACAGCGUCGUUCCGGGCAGAGGGGCAGAGACAGCCUCCAUCCAUCAUGUGCGCCAACAUAGUCUACGAGUGGCUGAAGACCCUGAAGCUCUCUCAGUACGCGGAGUCCUUUGUGGAUAACGGCUAUGACGACCUGGAGGUGUGCAAGCAGAUCGGGGACCCGGACCUGGACGCCAUCGGGGUCUCGCUGCCACAGCACAGGCGCCGGCUCCACGAAGCCGUGCAGAGGCUGAAGGAGGAAGACGAGACCACCGCCGGGCUUUACUUCACCCUGGAGCCUCAGCCGCCCCAGCCCAGCUCGCCUUCGCCGGAGAUAUAUACCAGCCACCUGGUGGAGCAGUACGAGGCCAAGGCUUGGAAGGAGCCGCUUCCUAAACCCCGUCAUCCUCAGGGGAACAAGAAAGGGGUCCCUCGGAAAGUGGGGACCCGCAGCCUGGAGCUGAUAACCUACCCCAAGCUCAAACUGAAAAUCAUGAUUAGGGACAAACUCGUCCGGGAUGGGAUCAACCUCAGCAAACCGCCCUACUCCAACAAGGUAAGCGCCCUGCUGCAGUUGCACCCAGGGCCGGCCGGCUCGUUAGGCAAGAGAAGACGGUUGCCUCAGGCGGCAAGUUGCGGGAGCGCGGCUGAACUGCCGCUGCCACAUACCCGCGACGCGCCUGCUGUUCACCGCUGGGCGCCCGCCGUAACAAGUGGCAAUAGUAGCCAGCUGGACAGAGCCUCCAGUCUACCCCGAGGCAGCGGCGAAUAA
Lacerta agilis (Sand lizard) is the source of this 1130-nucleotide messenger RNA. It is a transcript of the gene SAMD5, whose product is annotated as sterile alpha motif domain containing 5. Gene Ontology annotation, molecular function: protein binding. The coding region runs from base 426 to 1130 and encodes 234 amino acids. Lineage: Eukaryota; Metazoa; Chordata; Lepidosauria; Squamata; Lacertidae. The record is from RefSeq and is a predicted model, not a curated record. The transcript has 2 exons.